AUGAGGCUCCCCGGCCGGCCCUCAACGUUUCGUCGCUACAUUGUGGCGGCGUUCUUGUUGACCCUGACCUUCUACCUCCUACCAAAAUCGGACACAAUAGCAUUCUUGGUCGGGCGCAAGCAAGGCGCCAACAAGCACCCCAUCGAUCCUCUCAUCCGGACCGCCGAGAACGAGUUCGCAGCCAAGCUCUCCAAGUCGACGCAAACCCUCGCAGCCGCCGCCGCCGCCUACCGAAAGCGCCGAGGUCGACACCCCCCACCAGGGUUCGACAAAUGGUACGAGUUUGCCACCGAACGAGACGCUAUCAUCGUCGAGGAUUUCUGGGACCAGAUCUACCAUGAUCUAGAACCGUUCUGGGGCGUCCCGCCCGCCAGGAUCCGCAAGGAUGCCCUCAAGUUUGACAUGCGUGUCCAGAUUCGCAAUGGCAAGGUGUCGACAGGUAGCGACUGGUGGUGGACCCAGAUCUGGCUCAAGAUGAUCCAGACUGUCGAGCACCUGCUACCGGAUAUGGAUCUUGCGUUAAACCCUAUGGACGAGCCGCGUAUGAUGGUACCAUGGGAGGAUAUAGAUGAAUAUAUAAAGAAGGCGGCGAAUACGAAGAGGAUCGUCAAUGUUGAGAGUGUAGUAUCUAGCUUCAGCACACAAAUGCUGGAAGCGCCUCAGGAGGAUCAUAGCGAUGUACCGCCCGUACAGUGGGAGCAUGAUAAGCACUACUGGCUUAUCGCGCGUCGCGGGUGCCCGCCUGAUAGCCCAGCCCGCCAAGCUGAGGUUAUUACCGACUUCGAUAAACCGCCGUCUAUCGCUAGCCCAUUUAGCCUUACACACAUGAAAGACGGCUACGUGGCCAACUAUACCCUCAGCACCGACUUCUGCCACCAGCCAGACCUACAAGGGCUCGAGGGCAUCUUCGUCGAGCCGAUCAGUGUCUCGACAACCGCAUCACUGAUCCCCGUCUUCGGCGGCUCCAAGCUCUCCCGCAACAACGACAUCCUCCUCCCGGCGCCCAUCUACUGGAGCGAAGAAGAGCGCUUCUUCGGCACCGAAGCCGCCGCCACCCCCUGGGCCUCCAAACACACCUCGGCCAUCUGGCGCGGCGUGGCCACCGGCGGCCGCAACCGCGAAAACAACUGGCGCGCCUUCCAGCGCCACCGCUUCGCCGCCAUGAACAGCCCCAGGCUCCUCGCCCAAGCCGUCGCCGCCGCCCAAACCGAACAACCCCCGCCCAACUUCGCCCUCCCGGACAAACAAUACCCGCUCCCGGCCGCGGCGCGCGCCGACCUCCCCGGCUGGAUCGCCAAGACCACCGACAUCGCGCUGACCGAGCUGGCCUGCGGCAACACGGGCUUCUCGCCCUCGUGCGACUACACGGCGCCCUACUUCACCCCCGUCAAGGGCGUGCCCAUGGCCACGCAGUUCACGCACAAGUACCUGCCGGAUAUCGAUGGCAAUUCUUUCAGCGGGCGGUAUCUCGGUUUUUUGAGGUCGACGAGUGUUCCAAUAAAAGCGACGUUGUUCCGGGAGUGGCACGAUGCGCGGCUGGUCGCGUGGAAGCAUUUCGUGCCGAUGGAUGGGCGGUUUGGGGAUUGGUGGGGGAUUUUGGGGUAUUUUUUGGGUGGUGGUGGUGGGGGGGAGAAGGGAAGGGGGGAGGAGGGGAGGGAUAGCGUGGGUGAGGGGAUUGCGGAGGCCGGGAGGGAGUGGGCGGCGAAGGUGCUGAGGAAGGAGGAUAUGUCUGUUUAUGUGCUGAGGUUGUUGUUGGAGUAUGGGAGGGUUAUUGAUGACAAGAGGGAGGUGUUGGGGUGGGUGGGGGAUCUGAGGGACGAAUUUUAG
This is a messenger RNA of Chaetomium fimeti, 1827 nucleotides long. Its product is annotated as glycosyltransferase family 90 protein. NCBI's taxonomy places the organism in Eukaryota, Fungi, Ascomycota, Sordariomycetes, Sordariales, Chaetomiaceae. The record is from RefSeq and is a predicted model, not a curated record. The transcript has 2 exons. Bases 1 to 1827 code for a protein of 608 amino acids.